CAAAGACUGCUUUAGUGGAGAUUGAACAGCACAUACUUGCUUUGUCUCUGUAGUUUCUGUGCAAAACUAACAAUACAUCACAGUAGUUGAACUAUUUAAAAAGCAAUGUGAUGACGUGACUUCUUUUGUUACUUUUUCCUCGGUUUCCCUCUAACUAACUUAUCCCAAAGCAAAAUGACCUCUGUCGAUGUUUGAAAUGAAAUGCAAUUUUGAAAAACACGGAUAAUUGAAUUGCCUAUGUACAUCUUACUCGAAGGAAAGCAUUUUACCUCCUACAAAGGCUGGCCAACCCGGAUGCAACGAUGAAGUUGUGUGGGUCUGAGGAGAGCCAGCGACUGAUGAGAUUGUUGGAGGAUGCCCUAGCCCGGGAGGCUCGCUUGUGGAAAGCACCAGUCCUGGAGAAUGAUCAGAUACAGGGCUCCGACAUAUCCCUCAUACAAUACCAGGAAGUGAUUUUGUGGCUGAGGGAAAUGAAUGCUGCAUUUCAGUUCUGUCAGGAAACGUAUGCACUUGGUGUUUGUGUUCUAAACAGACUGCUGGCAACCGUGAAGGCGCAGGCAAAGUACCUGAAGUGUAUUGCAAUCACAACACUCAUUCUUGCUGCAAAGAUCAAUGAAGAGGAUGAGGUAAUUGCAUCGGUUAAAGACCUUUUGGCACAGAGUGGCUGCAGCUUCUCAACAGCUGAAAUCCUUCGCAUGGAGCGGAUCAUCCUGGACAAGCUGCAGUGGGAUCUUUACACAUCGACACCCAUUGAUUUCGUUCACAUCUUCCAUGCCCUGCUGCUGUCUGAUCACCCCUACCUGCCCCUGCUCGCGGCCGCUCAGAAGAGGCCCUGCUUCCAGGCGGAGUUGUGGACCAGGCAGGUGCAGCACUGUAUGGCGUGCCACCAGCUGUGGCAGUGCAAGGGCUCCACGCUGGCCUUGGCGAUCAUCACCUUGGAGUUGGAGACGCUCACCCCUGACUGGUUCUCCGUUUUCAUCGAACUGCUGAACAAAGCACAGAUCGAGAGCUCCGAGUUCAUCAGGUGUAAGGAGAUGGUGGAUGAAUACCUGUCUAGCCUCAGGGUCUCUCUGCCAGCCAACGCCGUGUACAUAUUCAACAGCACCUACGUCACCAAGUACCGAUCCUUAGGCCCAGAACCAAAGCAGGUGGCAGGCUGGUAUCCGAAGGACCGGCCCAGACGUAAGCGAAGUGGACACAGACCAAGGAGCCGCAGAGAGAGGGAGGCGGAUGAGUACUAUGACGGUUUUCGUUGCCUUUACGACGGAAUUGCCUCUGAGGGCAGCCACGGGGAUUCCGGGAAUGUUGGCGUGACCAAUCAGGACGUCUCGUCCUGCCCACCACUGCAGCCCCACGAGGGUUGAUAUGAAGGGGCGUCUCUGCCCACUACUAUGCUUAUACAGCACUUUCACGUUUGCCUGUCAGUAUAUGCAUUUGAUUUCGUUAUCAUUUACAAACUUCAUGACUUAUUUUCAGAUACGGUUACUGAAUAUGCAUACUUUAAAAAACAAACAAAAACAUACUCUUGGAUUACUUUGUGUGAGUGUGAUACUUAGCUAGUUUUAUGUUGGAAGAUCUUGGAAUGUUAACAGAAUAAGCUUUUUUUUCUACUUACUUCGAUUUUAUACCCGUGUAACUCAUUUUGUAUGGUUUCCCCCCCUGUUCUGUUGAUGCACUUUUGUAGCAUUCAGAAUUUACUGAAUUUAUCAUGUUUUUAAUUGGAUAUUCUGUUUAUUGUUUUAAUUAUGAAGCUAGUAUUUUUACAGGCAGCUACUCAUUACUGUUGUAUGAGAGAAACGGUUCAAAUGAGUUUUUUUCUUUAUUGUUUGUUUGUUUUCCCCAGUCUUAUGUUUUUUCCAUUAAAGUGUUUUGAAACCUC
Clupea harengus (Atlantic herring) is the source of this 1879-nucleotide messenger RNA. It is a transcript of the gene ccni2, whose product is annotated as cyclin I family, member 2. Lineage: Eukaryota; Metazoa; Chordata; Actinopteri; Clupeiformes; Clupeidae. The record is from RefSeq and is a predicted model, not a curated record.